AUGGGGAUGGGGGUGCUUACCUUAGCUAGGAGCCGUGGAGGGGAAGGAGCACAGCAGGGUGAGACCAUAGCGGCUCAGGUCGACGACGGCGCGUCGAUGCCGCCGUGGAUCUGGGCGCUGUCUCACCUCUCGCGCUCCGGGGGCGGGCGGUGGUUCCCCUUCUCGCCCCUGCACACGAGCAUGCGGUGCGGCAGCGGCCGCUGGGCAAAGAAGACGACGGCGGCGUGGGGUUGGACCUGGACGGCGGCGGGGCUGGGAGGCGGGCGCGGUGCAGGGUUUGGAGGGGGAGAGAGAGAGGUGAGGGCGCGGCGCGCGUACGGGAGGAGGAGAAGGAGGACCGGCGGGGGAUGCGGCGCAGCAAGGACCGUCCAUGGCCGCCGCGGCGGGCAGGGCGGGACGGCGGGGCCGCGGUCAUCGGCCACGGCCACGGCGAGCGGGACGGGCGGGGCGGGGCGGGGCGGUGGGGCGGGCGAGACGGCGGGGCGGCGGGACGGGCGAGACGGCAGGGCGGGACUGCGGGGCCGCGGUCAUCGGCCACGGCCACGGCGAGCGGGACGGGCGGGGCGGAGCGGGGAGGUGGGGUGGGCGAGACGGCGGGGCGGCGGGACAGGCGAGACGGCAGGGCAGGGCGAGCGAGGCGGCGGGGCGAGCGGCUAG
Molecule: messenger RNA, 657 nt
Organism: Aegilops tauschii subsp. strangulata
Lineage: Eukaryota; Viridiplantae; Streptophyta; Magnoliopsida; Poales; Poaceae
Source: RefSeq, a predicted model, not a curated record